CCCCCAAAUUUAUGGCCUCCUUCCUCCUCUCCUCCCUCCCCUUCGGCCGUCGUCACCUUCCACUUCCCAAGCUUCCUCCCCCCUUCCUCCCCUUUUCACACCAAGCAGGACCUGCCAAACGCACGCCGCACCACCCAGAACCCAACAAAGGGUCUAGAGAGAGAAACGGGGAGGGAGCAGAGGCUGGGGAGGUCAGCCAAGCCAUCCACUUGCCCACCUCCAAGCUGUCCCCCAUGACACCACCGCCAGCACCGCCACCACCACCACCGCAAGAACCAAACCACGCGGCCUCGGCCUCGCAUUAGCGCCGAGAUCUCCCCUUUGAGCUCCCACUCCGCUCGCCUCGCCGCCAUGCGCUGCUGCGGUGGCGGCCACAGCCGCGCCGCGCUCCUGUUCUUGGCCGCGGCUGUGGCGGCCUGCGUUGCGCCGGCGGCGGCGCAGGAGCCCAACACCGACGCCUACUUCGUCUCCGGGUUCUUCUCCAAGCUGGGCCGCCCCGCGCCGUCGUCGUCCGGCGCCGGCGGUGUGUGCGCCUGGCCCGGCGUGUCCUGCGACGGCGAGGGCCGCGUGGUCGCGUUCUCGGCCGCCGGGUUGGGCCUGGCGGGCGCCAUCCCGGAGGACACCGUCGGCAAGCUCGCGCGCCUUCAGGUGCUCGACCUCAGCGGCAACCGCCUCACCGCGCUGCCCAACGACCUGUGGGAGCUCGGCGCGUCGCUGCGCGCGCUCAACCUAUCCGGCAACGCCAUCCGCGGCGCGCUCCCCAACAACGUCGGCAACUUCGCGCGCCUCCAGGCUCUCGACAUCUCCCACAACGCCUUCACCGGCUCGCUGCCGCAAGCGCUCGGCUCCAUCGCCGACCUGCAGGUGCUCAACGCCAGCCACAACCAGUUCCAGGGGCGGGUCCCCAGCGCCGUCGUCUUCGGGUGCGGGAACCUCGUGGCCAUGGAUCUCUCCGGCAAUGCGCUCGACGGGGACUUGCCAGACCUGUCGCCGCUCAGGUCCCUGGCCUAUCUCAACCUGUCCGGCAACCGGCUCCGCGGCUCGGUCAUCGGGGCGUUCCAGGAGCAGCUGAGGGUCAUAGACCUCAGCAACAACCGCAUCUCCGGGUUGAACUUUAGCAGUGGGUAUGCUGGCUCUGCAUUGAUGUACCUUGACUUGUCGGGCAACGAGCUUCUUGGAGAAUUCAAUGUCGCUGGCCGGUUCCGGAACCUGAGGCAUGUCAAUCUUGCACACAACCAUUUGUCAGAUGCCAAUUUGCUCGUGUCAUUGGGUGAGAUCUCUGAAUUGGAGUACGUUAAUCUGUCAAGCACUGGAUUGCAUGGGCAAAUCCCUCCUCAAUUUUCAUCUCGAUUGGUUGGAUUGAAGGUGCUCGAUUUGUCAAGGAACAAUGUCAGUGGGGUUGUCCCAGACAUGAGCUCUCUUCGGCUACGUGUGCUGGACUUGUCGGUGAACAAUCUCACCGGUGAGAUACCUGUGGCUUUGGUCAAGAAGUUGGCAUCGAUGGAGCACUUCAACUUCUCAUACAACAAUCUCACUGUUUGCGCCUCUGAGCUCUCUCCUGAGGCAUUUGCAGCUGCAUUUGCUAAGUCCAGAAAUGAUUGCCCAAUCGCUGUGAACCCAGACAGUAUCAAGAAAAGAAGAGGGAAGCGUAAGGGGGUGAAAUUGGCGUUGGCUGUUGUGCUCUCACUGUUCUUCUCUGUUCUCGGGUUGCUUUGCUUGGCAGUGGCAUGUCGAAGGCGGAGGAAGAGGUGUGAUAUGCUGCCUGUGGUUAAGCAGGUGUCAUUCAAAGAGGAGCCUUCUGUAUCAGGGCCAUUUUCUUUCCAGACGGAUUCAACAACUUGGGUUGCUGAUGUGAAGGUCGCAACUUCAGUGCCGGUAGUCAUCUUUGAGAAGCCCUUGCUAAGCUUCACAUUUGCUGACCUCUUGGCAGCGACGUCAAACUUUGACAGGGGUACCUUGCUGGCUGAAGGGAGGUUUGGGCCAGUGUACAGGGGAUUCCUUCCUGGUGGAAUUCAAGUUGCUGUGAAGGUGCUGGUGCAUGGGUCGGUAAUGGAGGACCAAGAUGCAGCAAGGGAGCUUGAGCGGCUGGGACGGAUCAAACAUCCUAACUUGGUUCCUUUGACUGGCUACUGUCUGGCAGGGGACCAGAGGAUUGCCAUCUAUGAGUACAUGGAAAAUGGCAAUUUGCACAACCUACUGCAUGACUUGCCACUGGGAGUUCAGACGACCGAAGAUUGGAGCGCAGACACUUGGGAGGACAAUGUUGGUGGUGUCGCAACUGAAAUCAUCACACCAGAAGGUACUGCGACAUGGAUGUUCCGACACAAAAUUGCAUUAGGUGCCGCGAGGGCGCUAGCAUUCCUCCACCAUGGCUGCAUUCCGCAGAUUGUCCACCGGGAUGUGAAGGCAAGCAGCAUCUACUUUGACUGCACAAUGGAGCCUAGGCUGUCCGAUUUCGGGUUAUCAAUGAUCGCCGGAACCAGCACCGACAAUGAUCCAUUGCACCACUCCCCAGGCUAUACUCCGCCGGAGUUCUCCAUCUCGGAAAACGCCAUGGCAACUGCAAAGUCCGACGUUUACAGUUUUGGUGUUGUGCUGUUUGAAUUGGUCACCGGGAAGAAACCAGUGGGUGACGAGUACCCAGACCAGAAGGAGGCGAACCUGGUGAACUGGGCCAGGGCGAUGGUGAAGGCGAACCUCGGGUCGAGCAUCAUCGACCUGAAGAUUCGCGACACGGGGCUGGAGCGGCAGAUGGAGGAGGCGCUGAGGAUCGCCUACCUAUGCACUGCUGAACUACCGUCCAAGAGGCCGGCCAUGCAGCAGAUCGUCGGCCUGCUCAAGGACAUCGAGCCAAAAGUAGCAGAGCAGGACUGAAGAAGUGAAGAAGUGAUUACUGAUUACUGGUAGCGUUUUGGAUGGUGUUUAAGGAUGUGUAGCGUAGGCAGGCUGUGAGUGAGCUCUUGGUUGUUUUGUCCUAGUGGAGCUCUCUGUGCCAUGCCCUGCUCUGCUGAGCCUGAGAUACAUCUGUUCUCCCCUUCUUUCUCUCCCUGAUUCUUCCGGUUGUUGAAGACGUUGCAAUACAGCUUUGCCAUACCUGCCCCUUACUGCUAA
This is a messenger RNA of Panicum hallii, 3111 nucleotides long. Its product is annotated as probable LRR receptor-like serine/threonine-protein kinase At2g24230. Gene Ontology annotation, molecular function: protein kinase activity; ATP binding; receptor serine/threonine kinase binding. NCBI's taxonomy places the organism in Eukaryota, Viridiplantae, Streptophyta, Magnoliopsida, Poales, Poaceae. Bases 352 to 2874 code for a protein of 840 amino acids. Gene Ontology annotation, biological process: protein phosphorylation. The record is from RefSeq and is a predicted model, not a curated record. The transcript has a single exon.